UUGGCUCCGAUCAAACUAUCCCAACACCCACCUGCGCACGAUAGCAACCACACCUAUUUCUUCUUCGUCCUCCAAAACAGAAUCGCGCCACCAUUUCUCUUCAAUUUAUCGUCUCAGUAUCUCCCCAAUUUAUCGUGUCAGUUUAAAACCUCCAUAUAAAUACCUAUUCUCCUCUUUCCGCUUCCAUCUCAUCUCAAAAUCUCGCUUUCUUUUCCCAUUUCUUGCUAUAUCUAGGGUUUCUUUCUCACUCUCCAAGAAUCGAUGCUGCUGGAACAGAAGGAUUUCAGAUUCUUGAGGUAGGCAGUGGCAUUUCCGUAAUUUCUUCUUAGUAGCAGGGGCAGAUAUGGACUUCGCUUGUACGUUCCCCAGCUCUAGGGCUUCGAUUUCUCUCAGUUCGGAUUCUUCCAGGCAUCAGCACCGAUGGUAUUGUCGUAAUUUUCUCAACGAUUCGAGGGUAUUUUACAGACCUUCUUUCUCAUCUUCGUCGAAGAAGAAGAAAGGAAUGAUGCUGCCUGUUGCCGGGUGUGUUACUCUGAAUGGCAAUUUAGGUAAUUUCUUUAAAUCUUCGAGGGCAUUUGUUUCCGUCAAGUGUCAACGUAGUGAGUCUGUAGAUUUCGUAGAUGGCGAUGGCCGUAAUUUUGAAUUCCUAAGGAGCCCGUUGGAGGAAAUUGUAGGUCCUUCUUACCUGGUGGGGCCCACUUCAGGCCUGCUGUGUAAGAAGGCAAAGAGCAGAACUGUGGCUGGCAAUUUCGGUAAUUUUUCGAAUCCAUUGAGGGCAUUUACGCGGGUGAGGUGCCAGUCCAAUGAGUCGUUGGCCUAUGUGAAUGGAAGCAACGGGCGGAAUUUUGAAUUCACAGAGAGCCUGUCGGAGGGGACGGAGGAUCCUCCCUCAAUGCUGGAGGCGGGGCCCACUCCUGCUGAAGAUACUGGUGCUGUGGAAGAAGUGGGCCCUGCGGAUGGUGAUGCCCUGGGGUUGGAGGAUUUGAGGGAAUUGCUGCAGAAGGCUGUAAAAGAGCUGGAAGUCGCACAACUCAACAGCACCAUGUUUGAAGAGAAGGCCCAGAGUAUCUCUGAAUCUGCUAUCGCACUGAAGGAUGAGGCGGCAAAUGCUUGGAACGAUGUCACGUCAGCCGUCUCCACCAUCCAGAUAAUCAUAGGUGAGGAGGUGGCCGUGAAGGAGGCUGUCCAGAAGGCCACAAUGGCCCUCUCGAUGGCCGAGGCCCGUCUGCAGCUGGCCGUUAAGGCAUUGGAUUCUGCAAAAGAGUUCACAGUUAUUGCAGAAACACCAAUCCAGGGUGACCCAAAUGGCGAAAUUGCAUCUGGGCCAUCAUGUUUGCUACAGGAUGAGGAAGAGGCAAUUUUAGCAGCCCAGGAUGAGAUUCGAGAGUGUACAAUGACGUUGGCGAAUUGUGAGGCGGAGUUAAAACGACUCCUGGUUCGAAAAACAGAGCUUCAGAAGGAGGUCGAUAGAUUGAGUGAGGUAGCGGAAGAAGCGCAGAUGAAUGCAUUGAAGGCCGAGGAAGAUGUCGCAAACAUAAUGCUGCUGGCAGAGCAGGCGGUUGCAUUCGAGCUCGAGGCAACGCAGCGUCUGAAUGAUGCUGAGAUUGCAUUGCAGAGAGCAGAGAAAUUGCUCACAGUUGUUGAGAUGCCAGAUGCUUCGGCUUCUGUGGAUGUACUUUCCACCCAAAAGCAGCUUUCAAGUGGUGAGUCAGGAGAUGAACAAGAGAAGGUGGGUGAUGGGGUUGUGGCUGAUGUCAAUGAGUUGGCGGGAGAUGGGGAGAUUUUGUUGGAUGUUGUUGAGCCAGGUGUCGAAGAGUCUAAGCUGUCUGAUGAGGUGCAUCAUGAUCAGGAGAACAGGAAGUUGAGUGGGGAGUCUCUUAAAGAAGUGGAGGUCGAGGCAGAGAAUACAAAGCUGCCCGCUUUCCAGAUGAAGAAGCAGGAAACACAGAAGGAUUUGACGAAAGAUGGGUCGUCUCUCGGUGCCCCAAAAGCACUGUUGAAGAAAUCCUCUCGGUUCUUUUCUGCAUCCUUCUUUUCUUUUGACGUGGAUGGGACAGAGUCCACGCCAGCAUCUGUUUUCCAUGGGCUCCUCGCCACUGUGAAGAAGCAAAUGCCAAAGCUGGUACUUGGUGCAUUGCUUCUUGGGGCAGGGGCUGCCUUUUUUAGCAAUCGACUAGAGAGGAGUACUCCGUUACUUCAACAACCAGAUGUCAUUACUACUGGCAUCGAAGAAGUAACCUCGACUGCUAAGCCUCUGGUCCGAGAGAUACGGAGAUUUCCUAAAAGAGUGAAGAAAUUGAUCGAGAUGUUACCUCAUCAAGAGAUAAGUGAAGAGGAAGCUUCCCUCUUUGACAUGCUAUGGCUACUGCUAGCAAGUGUUAUAUUUGUACCCAUAUUUCAGAAAAUCCCUGGUGGUAGUCCUGUACUUGGGUACUUAGCUGCUGGUAUCUUGAUUGGGCCAUACGGUCUCUCUAUUAUCCGUCAUGUUCAUGGGACAAAGGCUAUUGCUGAAUUCGGAGUAGUUUUCUUGCUAUUCAAUAUUGGGCUUGAGCUCUCUGUGGAAAGACUAAGUUCUAUGAAGAAGUAUGUUUUCGGAUUAGGCUCUGCCCAGGUUCUAGCGACUGCAGUAGUGAUUGGCUUGGUUGCUCAUUAUGUUGCUGGGCUUCCGGGUCCUGCUGCAAUUGUCAUUGGAAAUGGCCUGGCAUUGUCUUCAACUGCCGUGGUCCUGCAGGUCCUGCAGGAACGAGGGGAGAGCACAUCCCGCCACGGGCGUGCAACGUUUUCUGUUUUACUUUUUCAGGACUUGGCUGUGGUGGUUCUGCUAAUACUGAUACCUCUUAUUUCACCAAAUUCUUCCAAAGGAGGGCUUGGUUUUCAAGCCAUAGCAGAAGCUCUUGGACUGGCUGCUGUAAAAGCGAUAGUUGCUAUCACAGCCAUAAUUGCUGGAGGACGUUUGUUGCUUCGGCCGAUUUAUAAGCAAAUUGCAGAGAACCAAAACGCAGAGAUAUUUUCUGCAAAUACCCUCCUUGUUAUUCUGGGGACUAGUCUGCUUACUGCCAGGGCUGGGCUUUCUAUGGCAUUGGGAGCAUUUUUGGCCGGUUUGCUCCUAGCAGAAACUGAAUUUUCCUUACAAGUUGAAUCAGAUAUUGCUCCAUAUCGUGGCCUUCUUUUGGGUCUAUUUUUCAUGACGGUUGGAAUGUCUAUUGAUCCAAAGCUACUUCUUUCAAAUUUUCCGGUAAUUUUGGGGGCUUUGAGUCUUUUGAUUGGAGGAAAGACAAUAUUGGUUGCUUUAGUAGGCAAACUUUUCGGUAUUUCACCCAUAGCUGCUAUAAGGGUUGGCCUUCUUCUUGCACCCGGUGGAGAAUUUGCAUUCGUAGCUUUUGGGGAGGCUGUAAAUCAGGCUAUAAUGUCACCUCAACUUUCAUCUUUACUAUUUUUGGUGGUUGGGAUUUCGAUGGCACUCACACCAUGGUUAGCAGCCGGAGGCCAGUUAAUUGCGUCUCGAUUCGAGCAGCAUGAUGUGCGAAGUUUAUUGCCGGUGGAAAGUGAGACAGAUGAUUUGCAAGAUCAUAUCAUUAUAUGUGGAUUUGGACGUGUUGGCCAGAUCAUUGCACAGCUUCUUUCAGAGAGAUUAAUUCCUUUUGUCGCUCUUGAUGUCAGAAGUGACCGGGUGGCAGUUGGGCGUGCACUUGACCUUCCUGUCUAUUUUGGGGAUGCAGGGAGUCGAGAGGUCCUUCACAAAAUUGGUGCUGAGAGAGCAUGUGCUGCCGCGAUUACCUUAGAUACGCCGGGUGCAAAUUACAGGACUGUUUGGGCUUUGAGCAAAUAUUUUCCCAAUGUGAAGACUUUUGUUCGUGCCCAUGAUGUUGACCACGGCCUUAAUUUGGAGAAGGCAGGAGCCACAGCGGUUGUCCCUGAGACUUUGGAACCAAGUUUACAAUUAGCAGCUGCUGUUCUUGCUCAGGCGAAGUUGCCUACGUCAGAAAUUGCAGCAACAAUCAACGAGUUCAGAAACCGCCAUCUUUCUGAGCUUACUGAGCUAUGUGAAGCAACUGGAAGUUCUCUUGGUUAUGGCUUUUCUCGAGUUAUGACCAAGCCCAAGCCUCAGGCGUCUUCAUCUGAUUCUGAUGAAAAUCAAGUUGUCGAAGGAACUCUUGCAAUCUAAAUCACACAUACAGAGAAACCAGGUAUAGAUGAAAUCCUUGAUAAAUCUGUACAGAUGGUCAUUUCUUUCAUUGAUAUAAAAUUGUACAGAAAUAUAGGAAAAGUGUUAAACACACACAUCGUUCACCAAUGGUAUAAACUGCCUCAAUUUUGAUCGGCUCUUUUUCCA
Molecule: messenger RNA, 4333 nt
Organism: Magnolia sinica
Lineage: Eukaryota; Viridiplantae; Streptophyta; Magnoliopsida; Magnoliales; Magnoliaceae
Product: K(+) efflux antiporter 2, chloroplastic
Exons: 20
Coding region: 344-4165 (1273 amino acids)
Biological process (GO): proton transmembrane transport; potassium ion transport
Cellular component (GO): membrane; chloroplast
Molecular function (GO): potassium:proton antiporter activity
Source: RefSeq, a predicted model, not a curated record